This is a messenger RNA of Mesocricetus auratus (golden hamster), 1469 nucleotides long. Its product is annotated as pro-thyrotropin-releasing hormone. The record is from RefSeq and is a predicted model, not a curated record. Gene Ontology annotation, cellular component: extracellular region. Gene Ontology annotation, biological process: hormone-mediated signaling pathway. Gene Ontology annotation, molecular function: thyrotropin-releasing hormone activity. Lineage: Eukaryota; Metazoa; Chordata; Mammalia; Rodentia; Cricetidae.
UCAACAGACCAACCAGAGCUUGGUGCAGCCACCAACCUGCGUCUGCCGCGCCUCCUUGCUCGGCCCCCUCCGAGUUUCCGGAAAGAGGGCGGGUGCCCGCCUCUGCCGUCAGCACCCCUGGCUUCGGUCUGCGCCCCCUCCCCGCUGACCUCACGGGCGCCGGCCGCAUCGCGAGCGCAUAUAAGCCACAGCCCCUCGGAAGAGCCUACAGUCAACGCGGGAUCCCUUAUCGCUGCAAACUCCACCUUGCCAGUUUGCACUCUGCAGCUCAGCAUCUCCGACUGCUCAGCGGAGUCCCCACCUCGCAGCUGCCACGAUGCCGGACCCUUGGCUGCUGCUGCCUCUGGCUUUGAUCUUCACCCUAACUGGUAUCCCUGAAUUCUGCGCCUUGCCGGUGGCCGACCAGGAGGAGGGUGUAGUCCAGAUGCUGCCAGAACGUCGAUUCUUGCAGAAAGACCUCCAGCGGGUGCGAGGGGACCUGGGUGCAGCCUUAGACUCCUGGAUCACAAAACGUCAGCAUCCAGGCAAAAGGGAGGAGGAAGAAGAAAUUGAAGCUGAAGAGGGGGGGGACUUGGGAGAAGAGGGAGCCUGGAGUCCCCACAAACGACAGCACCCUGGCCGCCGUGCCAACCAGGAUAAGUAUUCCUGGGUAGAAGCAGAGGACAGCAACUGGGUGCCAACAACCAGGUUACCAGGUUUUUUUCUGGAAUCCUGGUACUUAGACCAAGUCAAGCGGCAGCACCCUGGACGGAGAUCGUUCCCCUGGAUGGAGUCUGAUGUCACCAAGAGGCAGCAUCCAGGCCGGAGGUUCAUAGAUCCCAAGUUUCAAAGAAGCUGGGAAGAAAAAGAAGAGGGAGAGGGUAUUCCAAUGCCUGAGAAACGCCAGCAUCCUGGCAAGAGGGCAUUGGGUCAACCUUGUGGGCCCCAGGGGACUUGCGGCCAAACAGACCUGCUCCAGUUCCUAGGUGACCUGAGCAGGGGACAGGAGACCCUGGAGAAGCAGAGUCCACAGCUGGAAGCCUGGGACAGGGAGCCUCUCUUCCAGGACUAAGCCCAGAGUCAGCCAGGCUUUAAAUCUAGGAUGACUGAAGCCCCGUGUGCUCUGCCCCAUCUCCUUUUCCUCCCUUAGACGUUAAACCCGAGCCCUCUGUACACAGCUAGCAUCCAAUCCUCUUCCCUACCCACUCCAAGGACCCCAAAGAGGAAGGAAAAGCUCUACUUGUCCCCAACCUUCCAAGGGACCUCCUCAGAAAGGGUGGAGUUGAAAAGUUUUGGUAUUAAAAUCCAAUUUCCAUCUUCUACCCUAUGUGGCAAGACUGACCUGGUAUAAUUUCAGCACGCAACAAUGCCAAGGCUGGGGGCCGAGAGUGAGCAGUUUGGGAUAUUCAGGCAUGCCCUGGGGGGAUCACAUCUUGUAUAUACCCCUGCUCUUGUUAAUGUCAACAAUAAUAAAACAUGUAUCCAGGUUA